Messenger RNA from Pimephales promelas (fathead minnow), 3767 nucleotides. It is a transcript of the gene rgl3a, whose product is annotated as ral guanine nucleotide dissociation stimulator-like 3a. The record is from RefSeq and is a predicted model, not a curated record. Gene Ontology annotation, biological process: Ras protein signal transduction. Gene Ontology annotation, molecular function: guanyl-nucleotide exchange factor activity. Gene Ontology annotation, cellular component: plasma membrane. Lineage: Eukaryota; Metazoa; Chordata; Actinopteri; Cypriniformes; Leuciscidae.
UAUUUAGACAGCUAAAAAACAAAACUCCAACAUAAUAAUAAUAAUAAUGAUAAUCCUUUUCUUGGGUCACAGACUUCAGAAAGCAUAUUUUUAAUUGAUGAUAAAUGUAGUCGUUAUGAAAUUAACAGUAAGUUGACUAUCUUCACUUCACUGGAGUUUUUGAUUAACUUAAACCGAACUUCGCAAAGUUAUUCAUUCCCUGCAGCUCUUAUAGACACCAUGACAGUCAACUUUAACACCAGCUGACCAAGGAAUAAAGUUUCCAAAGUUUUUGCUGCGCUAAUGGAAAGUGCGACCGCUUACACUGCUUGAUCGUACGGCUGAAGAACAGAGACCAUGGGGAAAUGGGAGUUCACAAUGGACCCAGUGCAGGAGUGGGGAGAGGAGGUGGAAGAUGGGGCCGUCUACGGGGUCACUCUUCACCGAGAACCCAUCCAACCCUCAGCUGACGCCGCUGAGAACGAUUCUGCCUUUGGCUUCAUGCAGUACCGCACACUGAAGGUCCGCAGGCUUAAAGCAGCCACUCUGGAGCGUCUUGUCACAGAAUUGGUGAACCCAGAGUGCCCUGACCCAGAUUACACGCAAAUCUUCCUUUCCACCUACAGAGCCUUUACCUGCACAAAUACUCUCAUAGAACUCCUGUUUCAAAGAGAGGACAUGGUCGCCAAUCUGGACAACAGUGUCUCUGUCAGGAGUUCUCUGCCCUGUCUGAUCCGGCUGUGGUUAGACGAAUAUCACGAGGACCUUCGGGACUCUCCGGAUCAACAGGCUCUCCGGCUGCUCUGUGUUCAUCUGCGUCAUCGCCUUUGUUUCAGACGUCUGGUUAAUCAAGCCGAUGCUCUUCUCAGAAAAUUUCAGACUGAAGACAAGCACAUGGGUACAUCAGUAGAUGCCACUGCUGCAGCCCUAGAGAGUCCAGAAACUAAACACACCAUGGACAGACGGGACACAGAAGAGAUGGGGGAUGUACUGGCCUUCCCAGCUCAAGACAUAGCUGAGCAGCUCACAAUAUUAGAUGCUGAACUCUUUGUCAAAGUGGUUCCGUUUCACUGCCUCGGCUGCAUUUGGUCUCAAAGGGACAAGAAAGAGAACCGGAAUCUAGCGCCCACGGUCCGUGCCACCAUUGCCCAGUUCAAUGCCGUCACUAACUGCGUUAUCACCUCUCUGCUGUGCCCUUCUGCCACAUCCUCUCCCGGCUCCCCAUCCUGCGGUCGUAGCAGCCCUACACACAGGGCAAUGAUUAUUGAGAAGUGGAUCUCUGUGGCUCAGGAGUGCCGUCAGUUGAGAAACUUCUCCUCUCUAAGAGCCAUCUUAUCUGCUCUUCAGUCUAACGCUGUCUACCGGCUAAAGAAAACAUGGGCGGCAAUCAGCAGGGAGAAUAUGACUGCCUUUGAUCAGCUGUGCGACACCUUUCCCGACGAGAACUGUGUGCUGAUCAAUCGAGAGAUCCUUGUAGAGGAAGAAAACCAGUCAGCAGAGGUAGACACUCACUCUGCACCAAAGUCUCCCAGACUUAGUCCUACAUCAAAGCACACGAACCCCCCCAACGGUGAGGUGCCGUACCUGGGCACUUAUCUGACAGUUCUCACCAUGUUGGACACAGCACUAAGUGAUAAUGUACAGGGAGGUCUCAUCAACUUUGAGAAGCGUAGAAAAGAGUUUGAGAUUCUGUCUCAGAUCCGGCAGCUGCAGGCUUCAUGUGCUCAGUACACUCUACAAUCACAUCCUCAUAUCAUUUCCUGGAUCAACAGCUGCAUGCCCCUUACUGAACAGAAGAGUUAUGAGUUGUCAAGAGAGCUGGAGCCACCAGUUGACCCCUGUCCAGGCUCUCCCAACCACUGGAGCCACCGGCUCAUCUCCAAGAAACUGACCUCAUUGCUGUCUGGCAGUGAGAACGUCUCAAAGAAAACUCUUGCGGAUCAGAUCAGUGUAUCAUCCUCUGGCUCCAGUGGCUCAGAGAUGGAAGAUCUCAGCAGCCCCAACCUCUCACCUCUUGGAUACAAAGUACGGUCACAGUCUGUAUCCUGUCACGACAUCUCAUUAGACACACCCACCAUCUCUGUGACUCCGCCCACCUCCUUUCGAAGAUCCCUACAGGCAGAUCUGUCUGACAGCCCCUCGCCUUCUUCAUCUGCAACCUCUUCAUCAUCUUCGUCAUCCUCUCCUUCUCUCCAGCUGCACGCUGCCCUUCAUCCAAUGUACAACAAGCAAGUUGCCGAUACUUGUAUUAUCAGAGUCAGCGUGGAAUUUGGGAACAGUGGAAACAUUUAUAAAAGUAUUUUGAUAACCAGUCAGGACAAGACAGCUCAGGUGAUUCAGAGAGCACUGGAGAAACACAACUUGGAGGAGAUGAACUGCCAGGAUUUUAGUCUCACACAAAUUCUUUCGAGUGACAAAGAGUUGCUGAUCCCAGACAAAGCCAACGUGUUCUAUGCCAUGUGCACCACUGCCAACUAUGACUUUGUGCUUCGGCAGCUUUACAAAAAUGUCAGCAGAGUGCCUGGUUCAUCCUGGAGUCCUGGAGCUGUACCGAAGGGACGCAAGUAACGUGAAUGACAACACAUAACAUGGUGGUGUAAUACAUGAAACUGUGAACGGUGAACAGAGACUACAUAACCACACUCACAAAAUAGCAAACAAAGAGCUGAUGUGGACAACUGCUGAAGAAUGCUCAGAUAAAUUGUAAAACAGACUGAAGGAUGCAGAAUUGAGUUUUGAAGCACUCAAGUUAUGAUAAUAUCUCACUCAAUAAUGUGUCAUUGACUAAUAACAAGGAAACCGUAGAAUUCUACAACAUUUUUAACCCGUUAAAACUGAAGGAAGGAAGACCCAGGGAAGUUGCAAUAAAAAGCUGCCAGUUUAUUCAAAGAUUUUUGCUUUGAAAUGGGAGGAAACAUCUAUAUGUAGGUGGAUGAACACAUUUGUUUUAAAUACAACCUACAAAUACAAGCUUUAAUGUAGCUAAUAUUCAGUGGUAGGUUAAAGCUGAAUAGAAAGAUGCAUAAAGUGAUUUAGGUCAUUUUUUUCUAAGUGACUAUGUUAAGAUAAUAUAUUUUAAUAUAAUUUUAAUAAAGAUCACAUUAUUUUAAUUGCAAUAUUUAAAUGUUUUCAUGCAUUUCAGUUUUAGAGUGUUUAAUUUAACUUUUAUAUGUGCACAUUAAUCUAUUUUUGUUUCCUUUCUGCACUUGUUUUUAGUUGUUUUUGAUGUGCAAUAAUCUCAAACCCAUCAACUGUUUCAAAAACUUUUUAAACUAUUUUUAAGACUUGUAAUAAUGGAAGAUGUUUGUAUGAUUUGUGGCAUUUGUGCCUGAUCUUUAUCCUAAUGAAGGAUGCUCGCACUUCAUUAUCACUUUUAGAAAUACUUUUCUUCUUUCUUUUUUUUUUUUAAAGUUGUUUUUCUAGUAGUGUCAAAUGAAGUUACUCGUCCAUAUUGGAUAUCUUGUGACUUUCUGAGCAAAUGCAUUUUGGAGAACUGAAGAGCACUGGGUGCACUAGAUGAAUCUCAUUGACUUUGUAUGUGUUUUGUGAAAGUUAAAGUAAGUUAGUUGCUGAAGUCUGUGAAAAGUAAGUGCUUGGUCUGUGUGGAAUAGUUUGCUGCCUGAAUGGUGGUGCAGCUGUUGUCUCUUGGAAAACUGUAAGUGUUUUUUGCCAAAUGGAAGAGGGUCUGAAUCAGCAUUAAAAGCGCACAUUUGCUGUUUGCACAGAAAGCCACAAUUCCUGACUGAAAUGUGUGUCUGUCUUUGUGUAAUUAAAAAAAUAAUUUGGCA